This is a messenger RNA of Penicillium odoratum, 1296 nucleotides long. RefSeq lists its product as uncharacterized. Gene Ontology annotation, molecular function: protein-lysine N-methyltransferase activity; protein binding. Lineage: Eukaryota; Fungi; Ascomycota; Eurotiomycetes; Eurotiales; Aspergillaceae. Bases 1 to 1296 code for a protein of 431 amino acids. The transcript has 5 exons. Gene Ontology annotation, biological process: peptidyl-lysine monomethylation. The record is from RefSeq and is a predicted model, not a curated record.
AUGGAUCCCAACUACCUGCCCGGUACGGACCAUGACGCUUUCACCGAAUGGGCUCUGUCCCAAGGUGUGAUUGCCGAUGCAGUCACACCGGCUCGUUUCCCAGGGCGUGGUCUAGGAAUGAUGGCUACGCGCACAAUCAAGGCAAGAUGCAGCGAAGCUGUGGUUCAAGUCCCUACCAAUAUUAUCUUCACAAUCGACCAAGUACCCCAGCUCUUCAGGUCACAGUUCCCCGAAGGCACAGCCGUGCAGUCAAUCAUAGCGGCGUUCUUGACUCAUGGCAGAGAGGAAGAGCUUGAAAAAUACCAGCUAUGGUUUAAAGCCUGGCCCACGCGCCAAGACUUCGAAGACAGUCUGCCCUUGCUAUGGCCAGGAGAACUAGGUGGCCUCACUUGGCCAGACAGUGAACCCACCACUGAUUCUGUUUCCAUUCCCAAUGUACUCCCGCCUUGCAUCAACGGGCAAUGGAAUUCCAUUGAGAAAGGCCCUCGGACCAAAAAAUAUGAAACUGAGCACCAGGAUCUGGAACCGCAGCAGGAAAAACGGCUACGCAAAGCGUGGUCUGAUGUUAUUUCGGUCCUCCCAGAGACUGACUGGCAGAGUUUCUCUUACCACUGGCUUAUUCUCAAUACCAGAAGCUUCUACUGGGUUGGUCCUAAUCAGGAACCGCCAGAAAAUCGGAAUGAUGCUAUGGCUUUGUUGCCCUUUGCGGACUAUUUCAAUCAUUCGGAUGUCGAGUGCGAUGUGAAGUUUGAUGAAAAUGAAUAUACUCUUCGAGCAACAGAGGACUAUGAAAAGGGUGAUGAGGUGUACAUGAGUUACGGGAGUCAUCCAAACGAUUUCCUCUUGGCUGAAUAUGGUUUCAUUCUCGAGAAGAACACUUCAGAUUGCAUCUACCUCGACGACAUUGUCUUCCGUGACAUUAACAGCUCAGACAAGCAGGAAGAGCUAUGGCUUAACCAAUAUUACGGUGAAUAUCAAGUCACCGCAGAGGGGGUUUGUUACCGCACUGAGGUUGCAGCGUGUCUAAUGUACAUGAAAGAGGAAGAUUGGAGGGGUUAUGUUUUGGAGGGUUCCACUGAGGGUGUCAAUGCCCGCAAGUCGGAAACCAUCAUCAAGGGUUGGCUGCACACGUAUGCUAGGGAGGCGGAUGAAACAAUAAGCGCAAUAAGGGUAGCUCUUGAGUCCAACGCAGUGGUUCAAAAACACCACCAAAAGGCAGAGACGUUAUUGCGCCGAUGGGAACAGAUUAAAACCAUCUGUGAGCGUGCCUCUGAAGCGACCGUAUUAGAUAGCUGA